GUCAUGGGGAACCAUGGCUUCGGUCUACCUCCUUCAGCAAAUACUGCUGGCUGUGAUCGGAAAGUUUCUGCGGCCUGCGAAGGAGUGAGACAACCUUUUGUUGCGUCACUGACUACUGGAAACUCGUCGCUCAAGAAGAUUGCCUUCCCGACAGAUAUGCGAUGUCAUCUCGGGCGAUCUUGGGUCUGGCGCUGCUAACUCUCAUCGCCAUCGGCGUGCCACACCGCCUAGUAUUUGGCGUUCUUUACGUUGUGCAGUUUUCGUUGACUGCAUACGCCGCAGAAGCGGGCCCCGUGCGUAUCCCAGCUGCUGCCUAUCUAGCUAAUUCGCAGUCAUCACGACGUCACCUCCUGGAAACAAUGCUUCUGCUCAUGACAUUCCUCCUGCCUCUCAACCUUCCCGCAUUGGCAGUUUGGGGAAAGAACUUCUGGAUACACGGCCAGCACGCACUGCCAGAAGACCGCUCAAUCUCGUCGGUCUUACCCACCCUGAUCAUGGUCAUGGUGGCGAGUUUUGAACGUCCCUUGACAGCUGCAGCACAGGCGCGGUUCGUUGCUAAGUGGGGGGCAGCCUUCGCUGCCGUGAUGGCAUUCACCUUCGCGCCUGGUCGCCCAUAUCUCCUAGGGCCAAUUGUCAACGUUGUGUUCAUCAUCGCCAGCGUCCUUAUGGCCGCGACUGUUUCUAUAAGGCGGCAGUGAGGACAUGCAUGCUGUUGGUCACUGGGAUCACUAGCCGAUGGACGUUGCGAAAAGUUCGUCGCAAAGCGUCCGCUUCUCGUAUAUACAUGGCGUUUGACAGGAUCGGGCGGUUUCCGACAUCCUUGUCCACCUACGAAAGGCGAUCUAGACUCGCUGAAUGCCCGCACUCCUCUUC
Cutaneotrichosporon oleaginosum is the source of this 873-nucleotide messenger RNA. RefSeq lists its product as uncharacterized. Lineage: Eukaryota; Fungi; Basidiomycota; Tremellomycetes; Trichosporonales; Trichosporonaceae. The record is from RefSeq and is a predicted model, not a curated record.